Aegilops tauschii subsp. strangulata is the source of this 2567-nucleotide messenger RNA. The record is from RefSeq and is a predicted model, not a curated record. Lineage: Eukaryota; Viridiplantae; Streptophyta; Magnoliopsida; Poales; Poaceae.
AUGAUGCAAGCUUUGUUCGUAUAUUCAGUGAUUUAUUCAAAGAUGCAAAAUCGUUGCGCGUUGUAUAUUUGUCAACAAUGUACUACCCUGUGGAGUCUCUAUUGCACAACAUCUGAAAGCUUGUCCAUCUUCGCUAUCUACGGCUUUUGUCAAUGUUUGGUAGUUAUCAAAGUGUACCAAUGUUUGUCAAGAUUUUAUCAUUUAAGGGUGCUAGACAUAAGACAGUGGUAUGAUGAUCGUAGUCUGCUUGCAGAUAUGGCUAACCUUGUAAAAUUGCGCCAUUUCCUUGUCGAAACUUAUAAAUUCCAUUCGAAUAUUUGUAAUGUGGGAAAACUACAUAACUUACAAGAACUACAGAGUUUUGAAGUUAGGAGAGGAAGGAGUGGUUUUGAACUGAGGGAGCUGGGGAAACUAGAGGAGCUAGGAGGAUCACUUGCCAUCUAUAAUCUUGAGAAAGCAUUAGUAAAUGAGGCACAUGAGGCAAAACUAUUAUACAAAAACCGCUUGCAGAAAUUAACACUAAGUUGGGAGGAAGGCCGAUCUAAUGUGAGUCCUGACUUAGAAGAUAAAGUACUCGAAAGCCUACGGCCACAUAGCAAUCUUCAUGAGCUAUGCAUUGAUGGGCAUGGAGGCCUUACUUGCCCUACAUGGCUGGGUACAAAUAUGUCCACCAAAGGUGUGGAGGGUCUCAUCCUAAAGCACACAAAUUGGGAAUUCCUUCCACCCCUUGGAGAGCUAUAUCUGAUUCGUGAGUCUGGAGAAGAGUAUUUAGGUUGCAUCACAGGCACAUUCUUUCGUAACUUGAAAAUGCUAAAACUCAUUGGGUUGCCAAGAUUUAGUAGAUGGGCAGCAAAUGAAGUUUGCCCUUGGUACUUCUCACUUCUUGAAGUACUCGUUGUGAAGGGUUGUGCUGAACUAACUGAGUUGCCGUUCUCAUCUAAUACUAGUUGCUACCCCUCGAAAAGAGAUUUGAAUUUGACUUGGUUUCCUAGGCUAAAAAGGAUUAAAAUUGUGGAUUGCCCAAAACUUCGGUCGCUGCCUCCUAUUCCUUGUAGUCACACUUUCUGCUCUGUUAGACUACAGGGACUUGUAGGACGAGGUCUGAAGGUGUUAGAUUACUCACACGAAUCAAGCGAUUUGAACAUAGAAGGAAGUGAUGCUCUGCAUAGCCUAGAUGAGACGGUCUUGGUGGUUCGGUUGGGCGUGGAGGCCCAUCACGUGCAGCAACAAACGGCAGCAUCUUCUGCUGUUCAAUUGCAGCAGGAUACGUAUGGAACAGCAGAUCAACAACAAGAAAUAGCGCAGGAGGUCGUCGCUCCGCGGGACAGGAGGAGGUCUGCAAUCCAUGGGCUCCCUCAGGAGAAUACAAGUAGUAGAUUCCUGUCGUCCUACAAGGCCUCCUCGGAUCUCUCUUCCUGUUGCCCUUUCCCGUCCUCUCUGCAAUCCCUCAUCCUUGGAGGUCGUAUGGAGGGCAUUGAGACGCUGGCUCCCCUCUCCAACCUCACUUCUCUUGAGAAGUUAAGCAUUUGGGAAUUGGGGGAUGAUUUUAGGUGCGACGGCCUGUUGCCUCUCCUUACCGAGGGCCAGCUGAACACAUUACAAGUCCGCAACACCCCGGUUUUUUUUGCUGGCAUUCAGGGUCCCGCUCCUGCUCCCGCACAGGCGGUCUCCAAACUGCAGAAACUCGAUACGGACGACAUCGCACAAGUCCUUGCUGCGCCCAUCUGCGGCCUCCUCUCUUCCUCCCUCACCGAAUUAUACUUUUGUAAUGACAACGAGGUGGAGCGCUUAAGCAAGGAGCAAGAGGAAGCUCUUUCUCUCCUCACAUCCCUCCAGGACCUCCAAUUUGUGUGCUGCAGCAAGCUGCGGUGCCUCCCCGCAGGGCUGCACAAGCUCACCAACCUCAAGAGAUUGAAUAUCACUCUCUGUCCAGCCAUGAGGUCACUGCCAAAGAAUGGCCUCCCCACCUCGCUGCAAGAGUUCGAUGUCCACGGUUGCGGAAAUGAGAAGCUAAAACAGCGAUGCAGACGGUUAAUGGGGAGCAUCCCAUUAAUCAGCCUAUAGAAUAAUCCAAGGGCUCCUCCUCCUUGGGAGUUGUACAUUCUUCUAGCCUUGUAGGACUGUUAAUGGGAAUCCAUGCAUACGAAGAUGUGUGGUAUCUUCUUCAUGUACAUAAAUCUGGUUUGUAUGCUUGUAACCGUAGCCUUCUGUAUAUACACUUCACAUUAACACUUCCGUCGUGACUUCUGAAGACUUGGUGCUCUAGAUGUUACUGAAAGGAAAAAACCUGGAGUUCACCAGGCUGGCUGAAGUUGUGAGGCUGGGAGGCUGAUGGUGCUGCUACUGGCUGAUCCUUCUUCUUUCAGCUUUUGUUCGUCCUUUCUCAAGCCGUUGGACCAGGGCUACUUCCCUAUGUGCUGUUAAUGUAUUAAGUAGUUCCUUCGAAUUUGUAGUAUUAGUUAGUUUGAAUGUGGAAGUACCUUAAUUUUUAGGAACGAAAUGUUGCUUUGUAUGACCAAGGGUUUGAUACCUUAAUCUUUGGAUAAUUAAUUAUGUGAACUGUUGGA